Ostertagia ostertagi is the source of this 402-nucleotide messenger RNA. The record is from the annotation of a GenBank genome assembly. Lineage: Eukaryota; Metazoa; Nematoda; Chromadorea; Rhabditida; Trichostrongylidae.
UAUGUCAAUCACUUUGCGAUAUGUCGCUCGAGCUUAGAGAGCGCUGUAGGCUUCUCGACAACGCCGCGUCUCUGUACUUCAGUUAGUACCGCUGUUGCUCGCGCACUCUCCAGCACUCUUGACGAUGGCGCGAACAAAACUCAUGAUCACUGCCUUCAUUUCAAGCUUGAGCGCUAUUUCGCUGUUGCAAUGGUGCCACUGUUUCCUCCUUUUCAUGGACGCAGUGCUAACUGUUGCGCUCAAGUCGUCAAUGAUUACGCUCGCCCAUUUGUGAUUGGGGAUACACUUGUAAAGACUGCUCGGGCUUGCAUUUAUAUCAUUACGGCUGCUCGUAUCGCAAGCCUUCAUUUCAACAACAACGGCGUAACCAAUGCGCUAAAUUUUGCUAUCGACGAAACGAAC